AUGAAAACCGUUAGCGAAUCGUAUGCUCGAGUGCGAAAGCACAAAAUGAAAAUCGGCAUUGAUGGUGAAACGAUUGAGAUACGAGAAAACACGACGAACACAGCGAUCACCUCGUGGAAGCUCUUGUUCUUCUCCAUUUUCCUACCACAGGGUUAUCCCCACAGUGUCACCGGUGACUAUUUGGAGUAUCAAAUGUGGGACACAAUUCAAGCAUUUGCUAGCUCAAUCACUGGAGCUUUAGCCACCGAGGCCAUUUUGAAAGGAGCCGGUGUUGGGAAUGAG
Mesorhabditis belari is the source of this 282-nucleotide messenger RNA. Lineage: Eukaryota; Metazoa; Nematoda; Chromadorea; Rhabditida; Rhabditidae. The record is from the annotation of a GenBank genome assembly.